GAAAUCCUCGUCAACCGGAACUCCCAUUCACUGCGCACCUAUCUAAGUCGGUCCUUUUCCGUCGUCGCCAUUGCCGAGGAUGUAUUCGGCUAGCGCUAAAAUCAUCAAACCCCAAGGGGAGAAACCCGAUGACUUUGAGUCAUCAAUCUCUCAGGCUCUGCUUGAGCUGGAGAUGAACAGUGACCUGAAGGCUCAACUUAGGGAACUCUUCAUCACUGGAGCCAAGGAAAUAGAUGUCCAGGGCAAGAAGGCUAUCAUCAUCUUUGUGCCAGUGCCACAGCUGAGACAGUACCAGAAGAUCCAGACCCGUCUUGUCAGAGAGCUGGAGAAGAAAUUCAGUGGCAAACAUGUCGUUUUCAUUGCCCAGAGGAGGAUAUUGCCGAAACCUACGAGAAAGAAUAAGGGAAAGCUGAAGCAGAAGCGACCAAGGAGCCGUACCCUGACAGCAGUACACGACAGUAUCUUGGAGGAUCUCUGCUUCCCUGCUGAGAUUGUCGGCAAGAGGAUCCGGAUCAAGCUGGAUGGAAGUAGACUCAUCAAGGUUCACCUUGACAAAAACCAGCAGACAAACAUUGAACACAAGGUAAACAUCACUUACCUCAUUCUCCCAGAUUUGGAGGCAGAAGUCUUUAGAACAAUGAUAUGACAGAUUGUGUUUGUUCACUUUUACAAGGUUGAUCAUUCUUCGUGCCAUCAAAAACUGUCUUUAGUUUGUGUUGUCCGGACCACUGUGGUAUAGCUGGAAUAAUGCUGACUGGUCUGAACAACAAUCAAUCGUCCUGUUUACCUGUGAAGAUCGUUUGAAAUUGGUCUUCUGCAACCCAUGCUUUUCCAAAGAGGUUGGUGAUGGGAUCGGUGGUCGGACUUGCUGACAUUGAUUGACACAUGGCAUCGUAUCCAAUUUGCGGAGAUGGAUGCUCAUCAUGUCAAUCACUGGAUUGUCUGAUCCAGACUUGAUUAUUUACAGAUCGCUGUCAUACAGCUGGAAUAUUGAGUUAAACAAUAAAUAAAGACCCAUCUGUUCACUUAUUAGAAAGGCACACAGAGGAAUUUUUCAAAGAUGUAUGAUAUUUGAUCUACAUACACCUUUCAAAGAAAUCUGAAAGUAGAUGGUAGGGCUACCAAUAUUUUAGGCUAACAUUUCAUCAGUUGAGAAUGCAUGUUGUGGCUGUGAUUGUUCUUAAAUUUCUAAAUCUUGAUUGUUUGACAACAUAAGUAUCAAACAGUUGGACAGCAUUUGGAUUAAUCUUCUCUUAUCCUUGAUGUCUCGGUCAGGUCACUUGGCUGUAGCGUUAAUCUCUUUUCCUUCUUUCCUAUAAUACAUCGGGUGCGGUUGGGUAGCCCAGUGGUUAAAGCGUCCGCUCGUCAUGCUGAAGACCCAGGUUUGAGAUCACCACAUUGGCACAAUGUGUGAAGCUCAUUUCUAGCGUCCCCCUGCAGUGAUACCGCUGGAAUUUUGC
Messenger RNA from Haliotis rubra (blacklip abalone), 1460 nucleotides. RefSeq names its product 40S ribosomal protein S7-like. Bases 80 to 646 code for a protein of 188 amino acids. Gene Ontology annotation, biological process: ribosomal small subunit biogenesis; rRNA processing; translation. Gene Ontology annotation, cellular component: small-subunit processome; cytosolic small ribosomal subunit; ribosome. The transcript is spliced from 7 exons. NCBI's taxonomy places the organism in Eukaryota, Metazoa, Mollusca, Gastropoda, Lepetellida, Haliotidae. The record is from RefSeq and is a predicted model, not a curated record. Gene Ontology annotation, molecular function: structural constituent of ribosome.